CUAACUGCCAUGAACUGUUUAUCAGCUGAUUAUUAGUCUUAUUGUAUAUUCUAAUCUGUUGUCAGCUGCUCUGCUGUUGAGUGUGCAACAGUCAUACUUUGUACAUGCAAAACUUCUAGUAUUUUAAACUACUAUUUGUGAAUAAAUUUAAUAAAGUAUACAUAUCAAACAUGUCUUCUGGAAUCAUUAGAAAAGUGAUUUUUGCAAGUAAAGGACCUAAGCCAGUUGGACCUUACAGUCAGGCGGUGCAGGCUGGACAGACUGUGUAUGUCUCGGGAGUUUUGGGUCUCAACUGUGAGACCAUGAAACUGGUGGAGGGAGGGGCAGUGAAGGAGGCGGAGCAAGCGCUGCAGAAUCUUGGCCACAUUCUGACAGCAGCAGAUUCUGACUACAGCAAAGUUGUAAAGAACACUGUAUUCCUGGAUAACAUUGAAGACUUCGCGGCUGUAAAUGAAGUGUACAAAAAGUAUUUCAAAGAACCAUUCCCUGCCAGAUCUUGCUUCCAAGUUGCUAAACUACCACUGGGAGCCAAGGUGGAGAUAGAGACUGUAGCCUUGUCUGGAACUGUGACGGAUGUCAAAUCCUGACUGGAUAGGAAACACAAAGACAUUGGAAAAAUCAAAUCAGCUCUCUGAAUUCAAACCACUUUAUUAAUUUACAAACAACUGUUGAAAAUAUAUUACAAAAACUA
This is a messenger RNA of Homalodisca vitripennis (glassy-winged sharpshooter), 691 nucleotides long. RefSeq names its product rutC family protein UK114-like. The record is from RefSeq and is a predicted model, not a curated record. The transcript is spliced from 5 exons. Lineage: Eukaryota; Metazoa; Arthropoda; Insecta; Hemiptera; Cicadellidae. Gene Ontology annotation, cellular component: cytosol. Gene Ontology annotation, molecular function: deaminase activity. The coding region runs from base 171 to 587 and encodes 138 amino acids.